This is a messenger RNA of Racocetra persica, 270 nucleotides long. The record is from the annotation of a GenBank genome assembly. NCBI's taxonomy places the organism in Eukaryota, Fungi, Glomeromycota, Glomeromycetes, Diversisporales, Gigasporaceae.
AUGGUUGCCUUAUUGGCUAUGACCCAAUAUCCUAGUGAAGACGUCGAGAAGCGGGGCGGGGCUAAAGCCCGGUGGGAUCCUACGGAUCCCCCUCCAGAGGAGCCCCCCCGUAGCCCCGCUUUAGCCCGCCCUGGGGCCGGCAAAAAGAACCUUAUCUUACUCCCGGGCCUAAAGGGCGGGGGUGGCGCCGGGGGGCCCUUGGAGGCCCCCCAGUUUACUGACAUCCCUAGACGUUAUAUCUCUCGCUACCUUAAAGAGGCUACUCUCUAG